CUCCACCGCUCUUCUUCGGUUCUUUCUUCCGUACAGCAUCUCCUCGUAUCGGCAGGCGUUGAGGUUUUAAUAAAGUUAGCAGAGAGACUAAGCUACCUCAUCGUCCUCGUAGAUCGAAAUGGCAACCAACGAAGAGCUUAAACUCUACAACUCGAUGACCCAACAAAAAGAGGUAUUCAAGUCCCGUAUUCCCGGCAAGGUUUCCAUGUACGUUUGCGGUGUCACCGCCUAUGAUUUCAGUCACCUCGGUCACGCUCGCGCCGCUGUUGCCUUCGACAUAUUAUUCAGAUACCUACAACACUUGGGUUAUGAAGUUACUUAUGUCCGCAAUUUCACUGAUAUUGAUGACAAGAUAAUUCGUCGGGCAAAUGAGAUUGGCGAAGAUCCAUUAUCUUUAAGUAGCCGUUUUUGUGAAGAAUAUCUUGUUGACAUGAACGAUCUGCAGUGCCUCAUUCCAACCCACCAGCCACGUGUAACUGAUCACUUGGAACAGAUUAAGGACAUGAUAACUCAGAUUAUAGAAAAAGACUGUGCAUAUGCAGUGGAGGGAGAUGUCUUCUUUGCCGUUAAUAAAUCCCCAAAUUAUGGUCAGUUAUCUGGGCAGAGGUUAGAAAAUAAUAGAGCGGGGGAACGUGUCGCUGUUGACUCAAGGAAACGUAACCCUGCUGACUUUGCAUUGUGGAAGGCAGCAAAGCCAGGUGAGCCAAGUUGGGAGAGCCCAUGGGGCCCUGGAAGGCCAGGAUGGCAUAUAGAAUGCAGUGCAAUGAGUGCUCAGUAUCUGACCUUCAAAUUUGACAUCCAUGGCGGUGGGAUUGAUUUGAUUUUUCCACAUCAUGAGAAUGAGAUUGCCCAGAGCUGUGCAGCAUGUGAAGAGAGCAGCGUGAGUUACUGGAUGCAUAAUGGUCAUGUCACUAAUAACAAUGAGAAAAUGUCAAAAUCAUUGGGUAAUUUUUUCACAAUUCGCCAGAUCACUGAACGGUAUCAUCCACUGGCUUUGAGGCACUUCUUGAUAAGUGCACACUAUCGCUCUCCCCUCAAUUACUCUGUUUCGCAGCUGGAAAGCUCAUCAGAUGCUGUUUUCUACAUUUAUCAGACAUUGCAAGAUUGUGAGGAUGCUUUAUUGCCAUUUCAAGAAGGAAGUCUGAAGGAAGGCGCAGGACAGAAUGCCAACCUGGUUGCCAUUACUGCUGAUGCCCAAAAAUGCAUUUCUAGGCUGCAUGAAGAUUUUGAGACUAAAAUGUCAGACGAUUUGAACACUUCGCCUUUAUUGACUGGUGCUUUCCAAGAAGCCUUGAAGGUCGUAAAUGGUUCUUUGGGCAUGCUUAAGAAGAAACAACAAAAGAAGCAACAAUUGUCAUUGAUUCGGUCCGUUACCGAAGUCAAGAAAGAAGUUACGGAAGUUCUGAGAAUUCUGGGAUUGUUUCCUCCUUGCACUUGUGCUGAGGUUUUGCAGCAGUUAAAAGGGAAGGCAUUGAAGAGAGCAGGACUAACAGAAGAUGAUGUGAUGAGCCUGAUUGAUGACAGAGCCGUGGCAAGGAAAAGUCAGGAUUUCAAGAAAAGUGAUCAGAUCAGGACUGAUUUGUCUGCAAGGGGCAUUGCACUGAUGGAUGUGGGCAAGGAAACAGUUUGGAGGCCUUGUGUUCUUGUUGAGAACGAAGAGAAGGCAAGGACAGUUGUGGAAGAGCCAACGCCGCCACCACAAGCUGCAUCAAGUUGACGGUGGACAAACCUUCUUCUGGCCCCAGCUUUUGCACGUGAUACAGUUUUUUCUUAUAAUCACUCUCUACUGUUUUAGAUCACUUCAACUCGGAAUGGAGAAAAUAUUAAUAGGUUUUGAUUUAUGUACUGGUUUAUGUUGUAACAUUGGAGGACUUUUUACACACAUUAUGGCCCUGUGAAGUAGCUCCUUGCAUGUAGCAGGCGAACUGAAAUUGUUCUUCCCAGCUUGUUAGAUCAAGAUACAAUGUAGGAAGGUUGGUAAUCAUAUGUUUACAUCCUAUUAAGCA
Populus nigra (black poplar) is the source of this 2006-nucleotide messenger RNA. RefSeq names its product cysteine--tRNA ligase 2, cytoplasmic-like. NCBI's taxonomy places the organism in Eukaryota, Viridiplantae, Streptophyta, Magnoliopsida, Malpighiales, Salicaceae. The record is from RefSeq and is a predicted model, not a curated record. The transcript has 9 exons. Bases 119 to 1717 code for a protein of 532 amino acids. Gene Ontology annotation, biological process: cysteinyl-tRNA aminoacylation. Gene Ontology annotation, cellular component: cytoplasm. Gene Ontology annotation, molecular function: ATP binding; cysteine-tRNA ligase activity.